CAAUUCCUCUUCAUUUUCAAACAGAGUCUUUAGCCGUCUUCUCUUCUGGUUUCACAUCUCCGUUCAGAUUUAUCAAACGCUUUCACACCCAACAACGCCUUCAAUUCUCUCCUUUUAAUAAUGGAAGUCUCUGCAUUCUCUUUUCUUAAUCAGGAAGAUUACAACAACAACAAUAUGGUCGACCAAGACAUUAAUAAUAAUGGAAAUAACCCAAUUAUGAAGACAACAACAGAUUUUGAUACUGAAUCAUCAGACAAAGCAGCGCCGUCCUUCGAUGAAAUCCUCGCAACAUUUACGCACAACAACUGGGCUGUAGACACCGGUUUCGAUUCAUUCACCAAUCAGAUACCUCAACCCAUUAAUGAUUAUGUCGAUAACUCACAUGGGUCAUCGUCAUUUUCUGAUUUCAAAGAUAACAAGAACAACAAACGGUCUCGCAAGGAAACCCCCGAAAGCAGCAGCGGCCAACACCAACAGCAAAGGAGAUUGUGGGUGAAGAACAGGUCGAAUGCGUGGUGGGAACAGUGUAAUUCACCUGAUUUCCCUGAAGAUGAAUUUCGGAAGGCAUUUCGGAUGAGUAAAUCGACUUUCGAAUUGAUAUGUAACGAGCUCGAUUCAGCUGUCACUAAGAAGAACACGAUGCUUCGCCUUGCAAUACCAGUCCGGCAACGCGUCGCCGUAUGCAUAUGGAGGUUGGCGACUGGGGAGCCUCUGCGUCUCGUCUCGAAGCGAUUCGGGUUGGGAAUUUCAACCUGUCAUAAGCUAGUACUCGAGGUUUGUUCCGCUAUUAAAACUGUUCUCAUGCCCAAAUUCCUGCAAUGGCCAGACGAAAACAAAUUGAACGAAAUCAGAUCUGAAUUCGAAUCCAUUUCAGGGAUUCCAAACGUUUGUGGAUCGAUUUACACAACCCAUAUCCCAAUUAUAGCUCCUAAGAUAAGCGUGGCAGCCUAUUUCAACAAACGUCACACAGAGAGAAAUCAAAAGACAUCUUACUCAAUAACAGUUCAAGGCCUGGUUGAUCCGAAGGGAGUAUUCAGCGAUGUUUGUAUCGGCUGGCCGGGUUCUAUGCCGGACGAUAAGAUUCUAGAGAAAUCAGCUUUAUUACAGAGGGCAAACAACGGAGCACUGAAAGAUCAAUGGGUUGUGGGUAAUUCAAGUUACCCAUUAAUGGAUUGGCUGUUGGUUCCAUAUGGGCAUCAGAAUAUAACUUGGACCCAGCACGCGUUUAACGACAAGAUCGCGAAAGUUCAGGAGGUAGCGAAGGAGGCUUUUGGGCGAUUGAAAGGGAGAUGGAGCUGUUUGCAGAAGAGAACAGAGGUGAAGCUUAUGGAUUUGCCGGUUGUUCUUGGGGCAUGCUGCGUUUUGCAUAAUAUAUGUGAGAUGAGAGGAGAAACGAUGGAACCGGAGCUGAAAGUGGAGCUUUUUGACGACGAGAUGUCGCCGGAAAACCCAGUGAGGUCUGCCAGCUCGAUGCAGGCUAGAGAUCAGUUUGCUCAUAAUCUCUUACACCGCAAUCAUGCGGCCAGUCAUGAUCUUUAUUUUGUAGGGCAAUGAAUUGUUUUUUAUAUAAAAAAUAAAUUAAAUUUAUUAGCUAAAGAAAACUUUUAGUUUUGAAUUCUUUUAAAUUAUUAGUUUUAGGAGUUAGGAUUACAAUCUAUUAAUAAUAGGCCUUGUUCAA
Impatiens glandulifera is the source of this 1678-nucleotide messenger RNA. RefSeq names its product protein ANTAGONIST OF LIKE HETEROCHROMATIN PROTEIN 1-like. The record is from RefSeq and is a predicted model, not a curated record. The transcript has a single exon. NCBI's taxonomy places the organism in Eukaryota, Viridiplantae, Streptophyta, Magnoliopsida, Ericales, Balsaminaceae. Bases 121 to 1554 code for a protein of 477 amino acids.